Molecule: messenger RNA, 2355 nt
Organism: Cryptococcus wingfieldii CBS 7118
Lineage: Eukaryota; Fungi; Basidiomycota; Tremellomycetes; Tremellales; Cryptococcaceae
Product: OPT family small oligopeptide transporter
Exons: 11
Coding region: 1-2355 (784 amino acids)
Biological process (GO): transmembrane transport
Molecular function (GO): oligopeptide transmembrane transporter activity
Source: RefSeq, a predicted model, not a curated record
AUGUCGGAUAUUUCCAAGCCCCCAAUCGCGACUCAAGAUGAGAAAUAUCUGGGGCUCGAUAAGGGAGCCUUUCAUGAUAUUGACACUCAUGUAGCCGAGGUGGUUUACUACUCGACUGGAGAAGGUAUUCACAUCACCGUCGGAGAAACACCGAAGGAAGUGCGAGCUGUUGCCGUGGAAGUCGACGACGAGGAUGAGUCUUGUGAAACUAUUAGAGCGUAUGUUCUUGGUACGGCUGUUGCCGUUGUUGGUACCGGGCUGAAUGUGUGGUUCGGCGCUCGGCAGCCUGGAAUCUACAUCUCGCCUUUCCUCGCCCAAUUCUUCUCACAUCCUGUUGGCGCCGCUCUUGCAAAGCUCCUUCCCAAAAGAGUCUUCCACCUCCGAGGUAAGACAUGGUCCUUCAAUCCCGGACCUUGGACCGUGAAAGAGCACGCUAUCGUGACAAUGAUGGCCACUGUCUCGUUUCCGACUGCGACUGCCAUCGACAUUGUCAUUGCCGUACGACAGCCAGUCUUCUUCAACGACUCGGAUCUCGGUAACAGUCAAGGAUUCCGGUGGCUUGUGGUAUUGUCUACUCAAUUCCUGGGUCUAUCUCUUGCCGGCCUUUCGCGAGAGUACCUUGUAUAUCCAUCCAAUAUGACCUGGCCUUUGAAUCUUGCCAAGGUGAGCUCAUAUCCCAAAGAGGCCGAUCCACCCGUCAAUGGCUGGAAGAUAUCCAUGUUUCGCUUCUGCCUGACUGCUACUAUUGCGAGUUUUGUGUGGUUCUGGUUCACCUCUUUCAUCUUUCCGUCUUUGACGUACUUCAAUUGGCCGACGUGGAUUGCUCCCAAUAACAAGAAGCUUGCCAUAAUCAUGGGAAGCAUGACGGGCCUGGGGCUCAAUCCUAUACCUACAUUGUGCGUCAUCAAAUUACAUUCGCUCUUUAACCCAGCUGACACUCUGCACUGGUGGGCCACACUUCAGACCCUGAUCGGAUCUAUCAUUGGCCUCCUCGUUAUCAUCGGCACAUACUGGUCCAACACCUGGUUUUCCAGCUACCUCCUCCCCAACUCCAACCAAGCUUUCGACCGCUUUGGCGCCUACUACAACGUCACCGCUGUGCUUGCCCCAGACAAGACCCUUGAUGUAGAGGCGUACCAGGCGUACUCACCGAUCUACUUUGGGGCGGGAUACAAUCUGGUCUUGAUUGCCUACUUUGCGAGUUAUUCUGCUGUUUUGACGUAUGCUGUCCUGGAACAUGGCUCACAGCUCAAGCAUGGCAUCAUGACCGCUUUCAAGAAAGUCAUCUCUCUCGUCCAACGCGGCAGGGCCUCCGAAGAAUCUCACGACCGUCCUCAAUACGACAUUCACUACGCCAUCAUGCACAAAUACAAAGAAGUACCUCAAUUUUGGUACUUGCUCAUCCUCGUGUUCUCGGUGGUCACGGGCAUCGUUAUGGUGGAGGUUUACAAGACCACAAUGCCGGUUUGGGGCAUCUUCCUCUGUCUGUUGUUGGCUUUUGUGUUUCUGAUUCCGGGUGGAAUUAUCCAGGCUCUGAGUAACAUGCAGGUUUCGCUGGUCAUCCUGGCCGAGAUCAUCCCCGGCGUCGCACUUCCAGGACGACCUUAUGCCAACAUGCUCUUCAAGCUCUACGGCUGGGUCGCUCUGAUCAUGGCGCUUCUGUACGUCCAAGACCAGAAGCUCGCGCACUACCUCCACAUCCCACCUCGUUCAACAUUCCGCGCUCAAAUCUGGGGCGUGCUGGUCAGCAGUAUCGUCUCUAUUGGCGUGUUGUCUUGGCAGUUCAAUGCUAUCCCCGACCUGUGUGAACCUGGACAGAAAGACCUCAUGACAUGUCCAUACUAUACCACAUUCUACUCUUCCGCGCUCAUGUUUGGUGUAGUCGGUCCGGAGAGGAUGUAUGGUGCUCACGGCCUCUACAAAUGGACUCUGUUUGCCUUCUUGGCUGGUGCGGUUGCUACUGUGGCAGCGUUUGGUAUCAAGAAGGUGUGGCCAAAUCGAUACACCAAAGCUAUCAAUGUUCCUGUCAUCAUCUCUGGUAUGAUGUACUUUGCGCCGUACAACAUCUCAUACGUAUGGGCUGGUGUCCCUUUCGCCUGGUUCUUCAUGUCCCACGUCUAUCGCCGCUUCCCGGCUUGGUGGGCUAAGUACGUGUACGUCAUGUCUAUCGGUGCUACAAUCGGCUGUGCUGUAUCCGGCGUUGUCAUCUUCUUCUGCGUGACUUAUCCUGGGGCUGUGAUGCCCGCUUGGUGGGGCAAUACGGUCUAUGCGAAUGGGUGCGAUGCGCUUGGGUGUCCCCUGCUUGAUUUGCCGGAUGUGGGAUAUUUUGGUCCUGGUCCGGGUGAAUAUGUUUGA